AUGGAGAAGAACGCCACCGAGACGAAUACCGUAGACAAAGCUGAACCGCCGGCGGCGGCAGCCAUGAUCACUGUUGACGUCGACCCGGAGGCUCUGAAUUGUCCCAGAUGCCUCCAGCCCCUCGCACCUCCCGUGUUCCAGUGCGCGGCCGGCCAUGUCGUGUGCUCCACCUGCUACGGCAGCCUGCCGGACAAGGACAAAUGCGUGUCCUGUUUCAUCACCACAGGCUACACCCGCUGCUUCGUCCCCACGUCCUACAGCCGCUGCCUGGGCCUUGAGCGCGUCCUGGGAUCUGCCCGCGUCGCUUGCCCGAACCGCUGCUCCGUCGCCAAGAUGCUGUACCACGAGAAGGCGGAGCACCAGAAGACGUGCCUCGCUCAUGAGAUCGGGAAGAAGCGGGGAACAGCGGUGACGAAGAUGGGUCCUUGCGGAGGUGUCGGCGGCGACUUCAGGCAGACGGCCUUGUGCAACGCCAACUAUGUCAUUGUGUCGGUCGUCAUCAACCACGGGGACGCCGUGGACGCCAUUACCGUCAUGCUCGGUCGGGAGGGCGCCGGGUUGGAGGGCAGCAAAUGCGGCGGACAAGGCGGCAAGCGCUCUGAGUUCCGUCUGGAGCCGGGCGAGUACUUGGCAAGCGUGGAAGGCCACUACGGCCAGUUCAACGGCAUAGUCGUGGUAAGGUCGCUCAAGUUCGUGAGCAACGUUCGCACGUAUGGGCCGUAUGGGAAGGAGGAGGGCACCGCAUUCGCACUUUCAGCCGGCGCCAGCGGCAAGAUCGUCGGCUUUUACUUCAAAUGCGGCCGAUUCAUCGAUGCGAUCGGGACCUACGUAAAGAUGGACUAG
Messenger RNA from Lolium rigidum, 843 nucleotides. RefSeq lists its product as uncharacterized. The record is from RefSeq and is a predicted model, not a curated record. Lineage: Eukaryota; Viridiplantae; Streptophyta; Magnoliopsida; Poales; Poaceae. Bases 1 to 843 code for a protein of 280 amino acids. Gene Ontology annotation, molecular function: carbohydrate binding. The transcript is spliced from 3 exons.